GUUACGUUUCCAGUGUGCCGGACCGUCCGCAUUUUCUUCGACGCGAGUUUUGUAUUCACGUUUCUUUCCGUGCGGUCGAUUGUUCAACAGCAGACUCGUUAACUUCGCGUCAACGUACACAACAUUUCCGUGCGUUAAACUUUGUGAAAACCAGUGUUCAUUAAUAAUGGCCGAGGAAACAUCCACCUCUACCGCUACCUUUACCAAGGAGGAAGAGCUGCUGCUGCAGGAUUUUAGCCGAAAUGUGAGCACCAAGUCUAACGUGUUGUUCUACGGCAACGCAUUUAUUGUAUCGGCAGUGCCCAUCUGGCUCUUCUGGAGAGUGCAUCAGAUGGAGCUCCUGUCGUCGGUAGCGUUUUUCGUCGCAGUGACUGGGCUGUGCACGUACCUGCUGGCCAUGGCCUAUCGUAACACGAAGUUUACGCUGAAACACAAGAUUGCCAACAAGCGUGAAGAUGCAGUGACCCGUGAAAUGACCGCCCUGCUGGCCGACGACAAAAAGAUGAGUCGCAAGGAGAAGGACGAGCGCAUUCUAUGGAAGAAGAUUGAUGUGGCCGAGUACGAGGCAACCACCUUCUCGAUCUUCUACAACAACGCCCUCUUCCUGGCCGUGGUCAUCUUCGCCAGCUUCUACCUGCUGCGAUCGUUCACCCCAACCUUCAACUACAUCUUAUCCGUGGCCGGAGCCGGUGGAUUGCUCGCUUUGCUCUCGACUGGAAAGUCAGCGUAGGAAGUCGUCCGUAAUUCAUGUGUACGCACAGAAUUGUUAAGCUAGAAAGUGGAGAGAUGGAUCGAUCAAGUUUGUUUUUCAGAUCGCAUCUAAGAUACAUUUCUCCGGGACUAAUUUUCCCGAAACAGUAAGACUCAAACGUUAAUUUAAACUGCGAAGGCACAUUUGUGCAUCUGUUUUUUUCUGCUACGUACUGAGACAUUCAUUCGCUCUGUAGGCUGACGAUAAUCGUCCAGCGAAACAAUAAUCAUUCGAUACAUCGCUCAGUAAAGAUUAAGUUGUGGAAAUAUAA
This is a messenger RNA of Anopheles coustani, 1022 nucleotides long. RefSeq names its product translocon-associated protein subunit gamma. The transcript has 2 exons. Gene Ontology annotation, cellular component: endoplasmic reticulum; membrane. The record is from RefSeq and is a predicted model, not a curated record. Gene Ontology annotation, biological process: SRP-dependent cotranslational protein targeting to membrane. Lineage: Eukaryota; Metazoa; Arthropoda; Insecta; Diptera; Culicidae. The coding region runs from base 167 to 730 and encodes 187 amino acids.